ACGACAUACAAGCUCAUGUGGCGCUGUAGUCGACUGGAUCCGCCCUAUUUACUCGCUACAACUACGCACGGUGAACCAUUCACUGCCUUAUUCAGUUGCCGGCUUAUUCAGUUGUCAACCACGCGAAAGGCGGACGCUCUUGCCCAGCCUGCCACUACAAUGGAUACAUGAUAUGAGGUGAAGGUCGACACGUUCAGUUACUCGUCCAAUCUUGCCGCCAUGUUGACAACUUUUUUCAAAAGAAGGCGCCGAGCGUCCUCCAUCACCUUUCUUGGACUAGUAGCCUUCAUGUUCCUGUGCUUAUGGAACUUUUCUACAAUGGACAACCCUUCUCAAACAUAUGUGCACAGAUUCAGACUAUUCGGCGGAGCUGCGGAAGAAGACCUGCCGUCUGACUUUUACAAACUACCGGCGGAUGAUCCUACGCUGGUGGAUAUAGUUCGUAGCAAGUUCCGGUCUCCAUCGACAAUGGAUUAUAACCUGACUAAACCAGACCAGCGAGACUUCUCACGCGGACCAAGUGAAGUUAUUGACGGGAUCCUUGGUUCAAAGGAGAACGGCUUCUUCGUUGAUUGCGGGGCCUUCGACGGCGAGUCCAAGUCGGUGACUCUGAUGUUCGAGAGGCUGCGACACUGGCGGGGUCUGUUGGUGGAGCCGAACAGGGACCGCUACCUCCAGAUUGUCAAGAAAAACCGGAAGGCGCAUUCCAUCAACGCAUGCGUGCGCACAGACAUAGAGAACUAUGGUCGGCCGGAGAAGAGUGAUGAACGCCUUGGAUAUUUUGAAGGCAGACAACGCAACGAUGUCAAGGCAGUUCCAUGUUUCUGGCUAACGACGUUGCUCCUAGCAACGGGACAAAAGACCGUCGAUCUCCUCAGCCUUGACCUCAAUAGCAAGGAGAUGGCCUUGCUACAGACUAUAGACUUCGACAGGAUCAAUGUCAAGUCAAUCAGUUUGGAAAUUCCGAUAUCCUAUGAGGGGAAGUCUAUUAUAACCAUCUUGGACUACAUGAAAUUAAAAGGAUUCUCCGCAAUGCAUCAGUUUACAGAUCACAUUCACAAAACAAAAGACCUCGUUUUGAAAAAGACAAAUUAGGUCAAGGUCAUGGAGAGUUGGCUGAGUGUUUUGGGAUAUUACAAGCUAGAGUUCGACCUGCUGACAUUAUUGCUAUUGGACUCCUUAACACACAUAUCUGUACUCAGAUAAUCAUUUCACAAAUAUACAAAGUCGACUUUGUGACUUAUACCGGUUCCAAAUACUGAGUUGACGUCUUUCAAUGGAAACAUGAAGUUGAGAAUGGUCAUGACGUCACAGUGUCGAUGGAGCCGAGUUGCAACGAUUUUGGUCCUGCAGCUGUGUGAUGCGACAUCCUUGUUCAGGGCCUUUCCCAAAUAGAGCUGUCGCUAGAACCUGGACAUGUAACAGACUAUUGAAUAGGGAAUCAGUAAUCUUAAAGUUUACAUUUAUCCUUGUGCGGAUAACCAUGAACAGUGUCACCAGCCCUAGACAUGGACAUUCAUCUAUGCUGUAUUUUUGGAUGUUUUGAUGUAGUUGACACUACAAGGAUAUUUCAGGGUAUGAAAUAACGGGCUGGGUGGAUCUCAACGCUUGACAAGGAUUGUUUUUUUAUGCUCCGGGUAUUUACAAUGACAAUCCAGUUGAAGUAGUCAAUACUUGGAUGUCACUGUGUGGACGCUGAUAAUGUUGUCUUCCAUUGACAAACACGUACACACAUUUACACCUCAUAUUCCUCAUUGUCUGCAGUGUGCCGUGCACAUCAUAGGAAGGAUAACGCACUGUAUCAACAUCUAGGUAACAGGUAUCUAUCUGUACGUCACGGCUUAGAGAGUGUUUGUCUCAUAUACACGUACUCGUAUAUCUCGUAUAUACCUGACAGUAACAGGGUGAGUGAGUGAGUGAGUAUGGUUUUACGCCGCUUUUAGCAAUAUUCCAGCAAUAUCACGGCGGGAGCCAUCAGAUAGGGGAUCGAUCAUUGAGGGAAGGGCCUGUUGUCACUAGAAAGGCGACAGUCAUGUGUGUGUGUGUGUGUGUGUGUGUGUGUGUGUGCGUGUGCGUGUGUGUUCCAGCUAUACAAAAAUAGAGUUAAGACCAGACAAUCCAUUGAUUGAUAUAAUGAGCAACGGUCAACGCCGUCGAAGUACGUUGACGUACGCUCACGUCAACCCAGUCAGCCAGCUUCUUACACCGUGUACCAAUGGACAAUGGCAAUGACACCCGUCUUUGGCGUGAAGAAGAACGAACGCCUCAACCACUAGGCUACCCCGUUGCCCCUUUUUCUCAUGAAUUGAUCUCACUUGCGAGUGAAGGGAGUGAAGGGAUGUUGUCUCAGAGUUUAAUUAAGAAUAACGUUUCGUGGAUGAUUAAGCCAUUACUAACAGGAGUGAUGUCUCAAGGAGACGCAUGUACACGAGUGCUUGAUUUAUUGCUGUGUUGCGUUCAUACAUAAUUAACACAUCAUUGUAUCAGAUCAUACCAUGUUUAUUCCUUGCAUACGCCAUGAACAUUAAACGUAUCCUGUUCA
Messenger RNA from Haliotis rufescens (red abalone), 2542 nucleotides. RefSeq lists its product as uncharacterized. NCBI's taxonomy places the organism in Eukaryota, Metazoa, Mollusca, Gastropoda, Lepetellida, Haliotidae. The record is from RefSeq and is a predicted model, not a curated record. Bases 220 to 1095 code for a protein of 291 amino acids. The transcript has 4 exons.